Molecule: messenger RNA, 3204 nt
Organism: Aspergillus terreus NIH2624
Lineage: Eukaryota; Fungi; Ascomycota; Eurotiomycetes; Eurotiales; Aspergillaceae
Product: MET18/MMS19 family protein
Exons: 6
Coding region: 1-3204 (1067 amino acids)
Biological process (GO): iron-sulfur cluster assembly
Cellular component (GO): cytosolic [4Fe-4S] assembly targeting complex
Source: RefSeq, a predicted model, not a curated record
AUGUCGGCCCUGCAGACCUUUCUGUUGGUCGUCGACCAUGACAAGCAGGAGGCCAAGCAGAUUGCCGAACGAGUCGCCCAAGACGUGGAGAGCAAGAAGGCCUCCCUGAUCGAUGUCGUCCAGUCACUGGGCGAAUAUAUCAACGACGAAGACCCCAUACUGCGAGGAAAAGCCGUCUCCUAUCUCACCGCUGUGAUCAAGGCCCUGCCUCCGAAAUUCCUCUCGAGACAACAGAUUCAGGUCCUCACGACCUUCUUUUGUGAUCGGAUUGAAGAUGGAGGCGCUAUUUCCGGACUGGAUACGCUCCAGAGAUUGGAUCGGUUCAACAAAGAGCUGGCGGAGGACGUCGCACGAGCUAUGUUCGAGCGCCUCCAAGAUCAUCAGUCUCGGUCACAGUCGCAAAGGUUCCAGGUCUACCAGCUGCUGAAUGAACUGAUGUCGAACCACCGGGCCGCUCUCCAUGAGAUGGGAGAUGACUCACUUGUCGGAAUUGUGGACCUCAUGACGGGUGAGAAGGACCCGCGCAAUCUGAUGCUUGUGUUUUCCAUUCUGAAGGUGGUCAUGGUGGAAUGGGAUAUCACGAACCAUACCGAGCUUCUGUUUGAAUCUGUAUACAACUACUUCCCGAUCACAUUCAGGCCACCACCGAAUGAUCCAUACGGGAUCACCGCUCAGGAUCUGAAAGAUCGUCUUCAGGAUUGCAUUGCUUCAACCGGCCUGUUCGCUCCGCAUGCCAUCCCAGCCUUGCUAGACAAACUUGAUUCAACGUCUCCGAAUGUGAAAAAAGACGCGCUGAAUGCACUGAUUGCCUGCAUCUCUUCAUACGACCCGAACACGGUCUCGACGCAUUCGAUCACUAUUUGGGAUGCCCUCAAGUUUGAGAUUCUCAACGCCCAGGAGGAGUUUCUCUCGGAGCUCUCCCUGCAGGCCCUGCAGGGCAUCGCCAAACGCCUAUCAGAGGGUGUGAACGAAGUUUCUGACCAGCUGCCUCUCGCCCAUUACCUGCGACCCAUCACGAGGGAAUGCAAUGAACAACUGCGGGAACCCCAGCAGAAACAGGCCAAGCCCGCUCAGCAAAUUCUGAGUGCCAUAUCCUCAGCAUCAGCCGUUGCAUUCGUUCUGGUGGUGAAGGCAGUCGUGGCGCCCCUGUUAACCAUCUAUCAAGAGGCCGACGGAAUUGCCAAACAAAGGGCUCUUCUGGAGACCCUAUCGGUUCUCUUCGAGUCUGCCGUGAAGGUCUAUGGGGAAUGGACGACACGCGACUCUGAGCCUACCGUCGAGAACCCGCUGCUCGAGUUCAAGGACCAGUUUUCAGACAUCUUGGGCCAGGCGCUUAUGGGCGUCAUUAAAGAAGAAGUCUCCUUCCGCACUUCAGCCCUCAAAGGUUUCCUCCGCCUGUCAACCCUGCGUGACUACUUCCAAGACAACGAGAUCGGCCUGUUUGUCCAGUAUCUUGACGAGAUUCUCUUGAAGGAGGAGUCCGUUGGCCGUGGCGACCUCAAGAAGGAAGCUAUCUCCGCCCUGGCGGAGAUCUCCAAGCACAAGCCCCGGCUGAUCAUGGACAUCACUUUUCCAGCAUUUGUGGCGACGCUGCCUGAUGCCGAUGACGGCACCAACACCGACUACAUGACGACCCUCGAGACCCUCGCGCAGAUCAGCAUCGAAAGGGACAUCUUUGAAACGCUCGUUCGCCGGCUCCUCAGCAAGCUGACCAUCCUACUCCAAAAGGACCAGCCCGGCUCCGCUGCCUACCCCCGCGCCAUCUUGAUGGCCAUUCUCUACGUGAUGAACCAGCGCAAGAUGGACGAGGACCCAAACAUCGACCUCUACCACGACAAGAUCGUUGUGGCCCUCUGCCGCAGCUCCGCGGCCUCCGCCUGCGGCCUCGCCAAAAACACGAUCCUCAACGACGCCGCCGUCCUCGACAUCCUUGGCCGUCUGUGCAAUCUCAUCGUGCGCUCCCUCUCGCGACCCAAGCAAGACGAGGUCGCAAAGAACGUCUACACCCUGUUCUCAGACGACGCUUUCUCCACCGUCCCCUUCGCGGAGUCCACCACCGCCGACCACCAGCGCACCAUGAUCCUCUCAACCUACCUGCUGGCGGCGCUCCCCGCCGACAGCACCACCACUAUCCCCUACACCUCCGACAGCACCAGCAUGGCCGCGCUGCUCUCCGACCUGACCAAGCGCUGCACUGCCCCCAGCGAGCCGGCCACACACCUCUCUUUCCUCCGCCACAUUGCCCUCCUAACCAAUAAAUUCCUCCCCAAGUCGGACCUUGCCCUGGCAACCGACCAACUCGACACUCUCCUCCCGCCCGACACCUCAGCAACGAGCAACAACAGCAUCGCCCUCACCACCGAGCAAAUCCAAACCAUCUUCUGGCUCUCCAAGGCCCUCAUCCUCCGCCUCGCCCCCAAAACCACCCAAAUCCUCACCACCUUGCUCCAACUGCUCUCCUCCACAGACGAGCCCACCAGCACAACCGCAGCCCGAAGCUUCGGCAUCCUCCUCGGCGACGACCCGGUGCUCUCGCCCGCCAACGGCGCCACAAUCCGCCUGCUCAGCAAACAACGCGUCUUCACCACCCUGGUCCCGCUCAUCGCCUCCAAGAUCCGCGAAGUCAACGUCGCCGAUUCCGCCUCGGCCAACGCCCCCGCAGACCACAUCAAGCCCGCCCAUCUGACCGCCCUGUCCGGCAUCCUCCGCACCAUCUCCCCGUCCCUGGUCCUCCCCGAGCUGCCCACCCUCCUUCCCCUCCUCCUGCAGAGUCUGGAUCUCGCCACCGCCGCCGAAGACUCGCAGGCCGUGCGCGCCGCUACCCUCGACACCCUCGCCGUCUUGAUCCGCGAUAACGGCGGUGUGCGCAUCAUCGACGAGUGCGGCCAUGUCCAGAGCUUGGUGACCCGUUUGCUCCGGACGACGGAAUACACUCGGUCUACCGACGGGGGUGUAGUCAAUGGGACGCGCCUGCGUGUCAAUGCACUCAAGUGCUUGUACCUUCUGGCGCAGACGCCCCAGUCUGAUGCACCGGCCAUCGCCAAGGCAGGGAAGCUGUCCCCGUUGUUGCCGGUGAAGAACCAGGUGCUGCGCGCGUUGCGUAUGGUCCUGGAUGAUCCCAAGAGAGAUGUGCGGAAGGCCGCAGUUGAUGCCCGAGCCGCUUGGUUGCGAGGCGUGGAUGAUGCCCCGGAAGAUGAUGAGUAG